Molecule: messenger RNA, 3325 nt
Organism: Engraulis encrasicolus (European anchovy)
Lineage: Eukaryota; Metazoa; Chordata; Actinopteri; Clupeiformes; Engraulidae
Gene: cog5
Product: component of oligomeric golgi complex 5
Exons: 22
Coding region: 14-2449 (811 amino acids)
Biological process (GO): intra-Golgi vesicle-mediated transport
Cellular component (GO): COG complex
Source: RefSeq, a predicted model, not a curated record
UGAAGUGGCAAACAUGGAAGCUUCAGGAGAGUCAGCAGUGAAAACACUUCUAAGUGAUGAGUGCUAUACAGAUUUUCUGAAGGAUGAUUUUGAUGUGAAGACGUACACAGCUCAGGCCAUCCACCAUGCAAUUAUUGCCGAACAACUGGCCAAACUGGCUGAGGGGAUCAGUCAACUGGACAAGGAGUUACACUGUCAAGUGGUCGCCAGACAUGAAGAUCUUUUGGCUCAGGCCACAGGCAUUGAAUCACUGGAAGGUGUCCUGCAAAUGAUGCAGACCAGGAUCGCUGCCUUGCAAAGUGCUGUGGACAGGAUACGGACCAAAAUCGUGGACCCCUAUAACAAGAUAGUGGCCCGCACAGCCCAGCUGGCAAGAUUGCAGGUGGCGUGUGACCUGCUGCGUCGCAUCAUCCGUAUCCUGUACCUCAGCAAGCGGCUGCAGGGACAACUGCAGGGGGGCAGCCGGGAGAUCACCAAGGCGGCGCAGAGCCUCAACGAGCUGGACUACUUGUCCCAGGGUGUGGACCUCUCUGGCAUUGAUGUGAUUGAGAAUGAUCUGAUGUUCAUCAGCCGAGCUCGUCUGGAGGUGGAGAACCAGGCCAAGAGACUUCUGGAGCAGGGCAUGGAGAUCCAGAACCCCACGCAGGUGGGAACGGCGCUGCAGGUGUUCUACAACCUGGGCAGCCUGAGGGAGACCAUCGGCGGGGUGGUGGACGGGUACCGGGCUUCAGUCAAGGACAACGUCCGCACCGCUCUGGACAUCAAGGUCCUCACUCAGCCAACCACCACCAGAGGUGCUCCAGGCAGGGCCAUCAUGCCAACCCCAGGCAACACUGCUGCCUUCAGGGCCUCACUCUGGACCAACCUGGAGAAACUCAUGGACCAGAUCUGUGCCGCCUGCGGACAGGUUCAGCAUCUGCAGAAGGUCUUGACCAAGAAGAGAGAUCCUGUCACUCACGUCUGCUUCAUCGAUGAGAUCAUCAAGGAUGGCCAGCCUGACAUCCUGUACACCUUCUGGAACUCUGUCACCGAAACACUGUCUAUGGAAUUCAAGAGAGCAACUGGUGACUCUACCUUCCUGAAGCAGGCGCUGGAGGGUGAGUACCCCAAGCUGCUGCGGCUCUACAACGAGCUGUGGAAGCGACUGCAGCAGUACAGCACCAGCAUCCAGGGGGCGCUAGCGUCCUCCGCACAGCAAGAGAUGCCCGUGGAGGUGAUGCCCACCACCGAAGCAGAGGCGCAGGACCUCUUCACACAGACCAAGAAGGACUAUGACCCAGAGAAGGCUUUGAAGGACUCCCUGCAGCCAUACGAAGCAGCCUACCUCUCCAAGUCCCUGUCGCGCCUCUUCGACCCCAUCAACCUGGUGUUUCCCCAGGGAGGACGCAACCCCCCCUCCAACGACGAGCUGGACAGCAUCAUCAAGACCAUCGGCAGUGAGCUGAACGUGGCCUCGGUGGACCCCAGUCUGACGGUGGCGGUGGCCAAGAACGCGGCCAAGACGGUGCAGCUCUACUGUGUCAAGUCGGAGCAGCUGCUGUGUACCCAGGGGGAUGCGAGCCAGGUGAUUGGUCCACUGACUGAAGGCCAGAGGAGGAAUGUGGGCGUGGUCAACUCCCUGUUUCGCCUUUCGCAGGCCGUGGCCAAGGUAAUAUCCAGCCAAACUGCUUUCCCACCAGCUGCAGAACAGGCACUCACAGCUUCUAUUGAGGGUGUGCAGGCGUUGAUGGUGAAUGCGGUGCAACCGCUGCUGCUGUCUGUGAGUGACUCCAUAGAAGCCAUUCUCAUCACCAUGCACCAGGAGGACUUCUCAGGGCCUCUGUCCACUCCGGGUCGUCCUGACGUGCCGUGCUCCCUCUACAUGAAGGAGCUGCAGGGCUUCGUUUCGCGCUGCAUGGGCGACUACCUGCGGUCCUUCCAGUGCCUGGACUUCGUCUACGACAACACGGAGAACAUCGCCCGCCGCGCCAUACACCUCUUCGUCCGCAACGCCAGCCUGCUGAGACCACUGGGGGAGGGGGGCAAGAUGAGGCUGGCAGCCGACUUCGCCCAGAUGGAGCUGGCGGUGGCCCCUCUGUGUAGGCGUGUGUCCGACCUGGGCAAGCCAUACCGGCUGCUACGAUCCUUCAGGCCACUGCUGUUCCAGACCAAUGAGCUGAUUGGCAGCAGCCAGGCCCUGGGUGACGUCAUCCCCUACAGCAUCAUACUGCACUUCCUCUUCACGCGCGCGCCCCCAGAACUCAAGUCACCACAUCAGAGAGCCGAGUGGUCCAUCGCCCGCUACUCCCAGUGGCUAGACGACCACCCCUCAGAGAAGGACCGCCUCACCCUCAUCAGGGGUGCCCUGGAGGCCUAUGUGCAGUCAGUGAAGGCGCGGCAGGGGAAGGAGUUUGCCCCCGUGUAUCCCAUCAUGCUUCAGCUGCUCCAGAGGGCCACCAGUGGCGUCUAGGAGCCGUCAGGAGAACCCAAAUGGAGCCCUCAUCUCUCGUCGAUCACAUCCGUCUGCACCAGCCUUCAGCUUUUUCAUUCCCAUGUUUCAUUUCCUAGUUUAUUACACAAAGGAAAUGCUGAAUGCAGAAUACAUUGUUUCAGUUAGGUUUUUUGUUUGCUUCAUUUUUUGGGGUUUUUGUUUUUGUUUUGGUUUUUUUUGGGGGUGGGGUAUAUUUGUUGGUUGUUUGUUUGCUUGUUUCCUUCAAUUAUCAGUGUAAAAUCUAUUAUAGCAAUGAAAUAAAUCACAGAAAAUUUGCUUUUUUUAAUUAAUCAACUCAUGUACUAAGAUAUUUUGAUGAGUAGCAUUCAACUCUACAGUAUGCUCUCAACUGAGCAAUUGGUGUAUAGAAUUGCAGGGGUGAAGCAGUCAAUCUCUUCACUGUAAAAGGUGGUCUCUGGUAGCCUGAUUAUCAUCGACUUUCAAAUUUCUUCGAGACUUGGUCUGACCAAGAGCAUAGCAAUUAACAUUUCCCAAACAGCAUGGUCGACCUGCCUCCCUUGGUUUGCUAAUGGUUGUAUGCUUCCUGAAAAAGUGGGAGGAGUUCCCGAGCUCAGAAACUAUAUUGUAUUGCUCUUGGCCUGACUAGAAGCAACGCUGAAGGUGUUGCGCGGGCAAGGCCUGGCUAGGUCUCUGGUCUUUGGGCUGAUUGCUUGGUUGGCCUUUUUUCAUAUGGGUGAGGAUGUCACACUUGAGAUCAAGGAUGUUUUGUAUUUAUUUCCAUUUGGUUCGUUUAGCCAUUUUUUUGUUACAUUUUCUUGGAAGUUGGGGAGGGGAUUGUCAUUUAAUAAAUUAAAGCUAUAAUACCUAGUGUGCAGAAAUCCAAUGACUAUUGUU